AUGCGACGAUUCAGUCAGAGGAAGUCUCGUACUCGCGGGACAAUCAUUCGUGGCAAUACGAUGUCAUCCAGUUCAUUAUCAUCCAAACAUGAUUUCUCCUACACUGAUAAUGAUUACGAUUAUUUUUUAAGUGAUGCACUGGUAAAUGAUAUUGAAAAUUUUGCAAAUCACGCAGAACGAUUGCGUCAAUCGCUUGAUCCUUCUAUCAAUGCAAACGAUGGUAAGUCAAUGUGUGUAUCGGUACAUUCAGCACUUUCAAUGGUAUCACAAACAGUCCGUGAUUUAUUAGUCCGUUAUCCAGCCUUCAAAACAACUCAUGUUUUACUACCUGCUAGUCAACUAAUUCACAGUGUUAAAGAAUUAAAUUUUGAUAAUUCAAAUGUUGACGCAUCUCGAACACUUUCAUGCUUGGAGAAACUUGAAGCAGCUGUUGGUAAUACUCUCAAACAAUCUUUGAGACCACGAACGACAAAAUACACUACUGCUACGUUAGGUCACAAAAGUAAACAUGAUGGUUUAAAAAAUGGACGAGUACUUAUUCGACGACAUUCAGCUUUUCAACCAAAAAAUCAUGAUAACUGUUUUAUUAAUUUGGAAGAAAUGGAUCGAAUGGUUGCUGAUCGAAGCGACGGCAUUGAUUUAGCUUUUGAACGAGCUAAAGCAUGGACCAAAUAUUGUAAAGACUUGUUAAAUCAUGUGUCACGUCGGGUGCAACUUGACUUAGAACACGCAAAACGUGUACAAAAUCUUGCGAAUCAGUCAAAAACUGCCAUCAGUGAACAUUAUUUGCCGUUAAAAGAUGUAUUCGAAAAUAGUUUUGAAAAUGACAUCACAUUUUGUGAGCAAACACAGGAAGCUGUAAAGUACAUUCAAGAUAGAUUUAUUAAGUCAUUAGAACUGAGACGAGAUGAUCAUGAACGGCAACGAAGAAGUUUAAAAAAUGAAUGGUUACGAGUAACAAAACAAGUUAAGGACACUCAACAAGAGUUGCAACGAGCUCGAACAUUACUUGGUUCACGUGAUGAUGGCUACCGGAAAGCGCAAGAGAUAUCCAUUCGUACGGAAUGUACGGGUCCGGCUGUUGGUUCGGAACUUCUUCGACGUCGUAAAGAAUUGGAAAAAAGACGAAAAAAUGAAGAAGAAGCGCUAAAUAAGAGAGAUGAAGCACAGAAUCAAGUUGAAAGGCUCGAAGUGGAACUGGAACGACGACAAAAUCAUAUGGAAGAUACAAAGGUUCGAAUCGUUGGACAGCUAAGGGAAUUGGUCUAUCGAUGUGAUCAAACGACAAAAGCUUGUUCCACACAUUAUUUUCAGGCAUUGGCAAAUUUGUGGGUACCACAACCUGGAAAGUAUCACGAAUUCGCGGAUGCAACGCGAACAUAUAUUCCCGGGGCUGAGUACAUGUCCUUCUUACAAAAUCUUCCACGCCGUACUGUCUCUACUGGAUCACUUUUUCGAGGUGACAAUGGUGACGGUAUAUCGUCAGAAAAUCAAACCUCGUCGUCCUCAUCCGUUUCAUCGCAACGACGAAAUGCGAUUGAUUUAAUGGAUCAGGAUGUAAUCUUUGAACGAAAGCAGAAGAAAAAUGCUGCUCGAUUGUUUGAACAUGCCGCAUUUGAAGGACCGAAUACUGAAAUUGCAAGGUCCCAUACAUUACAACGCACACGACAACCUACAAAAUGCGCCCAUUGUGAAACCCUUUCAUUACUAUCUACUGUUCAAUGCUCAAAGUGUGGUAUGACGUGGCAUAAGUCAUGUUUACCACGCAUUACCGUUCCGUGUGAUCAGAAUCCGAAAAGUUUCUCGGAUUCAUCUCGACGUACGAGUGUAUUCGGUGUACCAUUAUGCAGUCAGCUAAAUGGACCUUCUCGAUUGGUUCCCGUUGUGUUGGAACGUUGCGUCGAUGAGCUUCAAAAACGUGGAUUAAAAGUGAAGGGCAUCUAUCGUACAUGCGGUGUAAAAAGUAAAAUUGAACAAAUUUGUGAAGAUUUUGAACGAGCAAAUAGCGAUAACGAAGUUGAUUUAAGUAACUAUCAUCCGAUGAAUAUUGCUUCCGUUAUUAAACUUUAUUUGAGAAAAUUACCGGAACCAUUACUGACGCAUGAAUUAUACGAUGAAUGGAUAGCAUUUGCUGAGAAAAAUUUGGUUGAGGAAGAUCCAGAAAUUGUUGAUCAUAUUAGAUUACUGAUGAAAAAACUACCAUCAAGAAAUGUAGAUGCAUUGCAAUUCCUAUUGCUUCAUUUAAAACGAGUCACCUGGUUUGAAAUGGAUAAUUUAAUGACUGCAUCAAAUUUGGGUGCCGUAAUAACACCAUCGAUGAUUUGGAAACAUCCAUCACCAUCACCGUUGUCCAAUUCAAACAAUAAUUCAUUUCUUUCUAGUGCUCAUUUGAUGAGCAAAGCAGUAGAACUAAUCAUCAAAUAUGCUUUUGAAGUGUUCAAUGUUGAUAUCGCUGAAGAUAGACGGAUUUUUUUCCAGCAAUAUCCAGAUGCCGUAGAUUCACUAUCUGUAGAUCCGGAAUUAGAUGAUCGGUUGUGUGAAGGUGAAGGAAUAGUAGAUGAAGAUUUACUUGAAGAUGAAACAGAUGUAGUUUGUUCCACUUUUCUACCGCAACCACCAACUCCAGAUUUGUUAAAGAAUACAUCUCGUAAUAAAAAUGAAGCUUAUCACAUAAACGAAGAUAUCGAUUUGGAUACUCCCUCGGGAUCAGCACGUGCUAGUGGAUCAAGUCAAUCCGGCGGUCUAUCUGCAAGAGCUUACUCAUUAUCAGAUCGGUUGGGACAUGUCAUCGAGAAAGGUAAUGUAGAUAUCAGUGGUAAUGCGACACGUUUACGCAGCCGAAUUGAUAAAAAGCGUAGCUACACGACAUCAAUUUUAGUAUCACCUCAUCCGGAUCGGAAGCUGGCGUUACCCCAGAGACAACAUUCGGCAGAAGACAAUUAUCCACCUAACAUUUCAUCCGGUGACGUGACAGUUGAAGUUAGUAAGGAUCAAUUCUAUAUGCCAAGUGUAACUGAUGAUUGUCGACAUAAAUCAGCAGGACAUGAGCAAUUAAUAUUGAUGGGUCUUUGUAGCCGGUUGAAUAUUGUUGGAAAGGAUUCGGAAAAUAGCCAUACAACGGUAGAGUCAAAACCGGAUACGGGUAGCAACAAUCAAUGUAUUCAUCCUACCGGAACAGCAGCACUUUUUCAUGGUGCUGAUGUGAGUUACAUCUGA
Molecule: messenger RNA, 3216 nt
Organism: Brugia malayi
Lineage: Eukaryota; Metazoa; Nematoda; Chromadorea; Rhabditida; Onchocercidae
Gene: Bma-spv-1
Product: RhoGAP domain containing protein
Exons: 26
Coding region: 1-3216 (1071 amino acids)
Biological process (GO): signal transduction; activation of GTPase activity
Molecular function (GO): GTPase activator activity
Source: RefSeq, a predicted model, not a curated record